Messenger RNA from Dicrocoelium dendriticum, 855 nucleotides. Lineage: Eukaryota; Metazoa; Platyhelminthes; Trematoda; Plagiorchiida; Dicrocoeliidae. The record is from the annotation of a GenBank genome assembly.
AUGGGCAUUCAGUCAAAGAAGUUAACAACAUUCAAAUCGGAUUGUGGAAUCUUGAUGCACUUCAACUCUACGGUGGAUCGAGUGAUCAAGCAAACUCCUCAAAUAUACUGCCUAAUCGGCGAGUCGUUGAGACCGAACUUGUUGAAGCAGCUGGAGGUUCUUCCACAUUUUUCAGAAAACGGUUAUACGAAUUCCCAAUACCAGCCGCUUAUGAAAUUGCUUCGCCUAGUCUCAUUUUCUGGACGCCUACCUCCAAAUAUGGAUCUCAACGUUCGAGUCUAUGUCAUACCGGAUACUACAGAAUCCUUAGCUCGCGUUGUACAUUUGGAGCAACAGUUAGAUGGACACAUGUUGGGCAUCUCAAACCAGUUUUCUUUCCAGGACAUUAGAGCUAAUUUGUGUUUUGUUGUCAACAGUCUCUCGGAAGGAUGGCGAAGCCGGCUGCAAGUUAACACACAAGAGAUUCCAUUUCGGCAUAUCUGGAGCGGGACACAAGUGUCCACCCUGCAUUGUGCAUUCACAUUUAAACAUGCGGACGUGAUGCAAACGAGUAUAUCCUGUAAAAUUACUUUCUUUCAAGUGACCAACUGGAACCAGUGUGAAACACUACAUAUCUCAUAUGAUGCAACGAAGCCACCCGAAAUAUAUUUGCCGUUUGAAAAUGCACAUCCUACACAUAAUGUCGAAAAAGACGCUAAACUCCGUCGCUUAUCCUCAGAAACAAAAAGCAAACUCAGUAGUAUACUCGACCAUUCUGGUGAAUGGCAGCUUUUAGCCGGAGAAUUGGGAUUUGAAGGCAUGGUUCCACAGAUGGUAUCAAGGACCACACCAACAUUUGACCUAUUAGAUUUGUGA